GGUUAGGCAGGUGAGCAGGUGCACACUUUGGAGACAGGUAACUAGGAUAUUCCCAUCAGCACAGGAGCGUUGGGUGCCCUGCCGUGACAACAUAGCCCGGAGUUCAGGGGCAGAAUGGCCAACUUCAAAGGACAUGCAUUACCAGGUACAUUCUUCCUGCUGUUUGGCCUGUGGUGGUCCAUUAAGUACAGUUUUCGACAGAAGCGCAGAAAAGAGAGGCUUGGAGACAGAGACAACCAAACCCUGACUCUGCUCUUUAACCGAAUAGACCUAAUCGAAGGGGUUCUGAAGAUUUUCUUCGCAUUUGUUGGGAUCAUGGCAGAGCAGUUUGUGCCGGACGGUCCUCAUGCUCACCUGUAUAAAGACGGCUGGGUGAAGCUGAUGAAUUGGCAACACAGCACUAUGUACCUGUUCUUCGGCAUCUCCGGCAUUGCAGAUGUUCUCAGUGUCUCCUCUCUACCUGUCCCAGUUGGUCUCGACCGCCUCUCACUAUCAUUGGCUCUCUUUGUGGAAGGGUUCCUUUUCUAUUUUCACGUUCACAAUCGUCCUCCUCUUGACCAGCACAUCCACUCUCUGCUUCUGGUUGCUGUGUUUGGCGGAUCAGCCAGCACACUGCUGGAGGUGUUCAAGAGAAAUAACCCAGUGUUGGAGCUUCUCAGAUGCAGUUUGGCCAUCUUACAAGGCACCUGGUUCUAUCAGAUUGGAUUUGUGCUGUAUCCUCUGAGUGGACCCCAAUGGAACCUGGAGGAACAUGGCAACAUCAUGUUUAUCACCAUGUGCUUCUGUUGGCAUUAUGCUGUGGCUCUGCUGAUCGUGGGAAUCUUCUACUGCGUCGUUUUUUGGUUUUCAAACUGGUGUGCAGGAAGGCAGAUGGGCGACAUGGAGUUGGGCCUCAGAAAAUCAACUUUCUCCAAUUCUAGCACCCAGAAAGCUUUGCUCCAAGAAUCAGAUGAAGAAUAGGUGG
This is a messenger RNA of Triplophysa rosa, 964 nucleotides long. RefSeq names its product transmembrane protein 45B (gene tmem45b). NCBI's taxonomy places the organism in Eukaryota, Metazoa, Chordata, Actinopteri, Cypriniformes, Nemacheilidae. The transcript is spliced from 6 exons. The record is from RefSeq and is a predicted model, not a curated record. The coding region runs from base 115 to 960 and encodes 281 amino acids.